AUGGCCGAUGACGGCGCACCCGAGCUGAGCCUCGGCGAGGCGCUGGCACAGCAGUCGGCCGGCUUUGAUGUGGCGACAGGCAAGAUCUCUGUGGUGGGAAAGUUUGUGACUAGCGUUGGCGGGCGGCUGCCCGCGGGCGCAGCACAGGCCGAGACGCUGUUCCUCUCCAGCAACUCGAUUGCGACAGCAGCACCGCUGGCGCGGUUCCAAAACGCACGGGUCAUCUCGCUGGCUAACAACCUUGUGUCGUCGUUUGAUGAUGUGGCUGCGUUGGCUGCGCUGCCCUCACUCAGUGUGCUCUCGCUCGAGGGCAAUCCCAUUGUCGAGCUGCCGCUGUACCGGCCUCGGCUUCUGCUCCUCCUCCCGCGACUCCGCAUGCUCGACGGCGUCGAGACUUCUGCUUCCGAGCGCAAGGCCGCCGAGGCUGCUGUGGCGGCGUUCGAGACGACGUGGGACCUGCUGCUUGGUAAUGCCGCAAGCGUGGCAAGGCUGGAGGCGUCACGGGCAAAGGCCGAGAUGCAUCUUGAGCUGGCAGCGCGCGGUGGUCAGCAGCUGGGCCCCGGAUUUGAGACCGACAAGGUGCUUGCGCUCACUGGUGGCGACGCACGCGAAGGGCUCAGCAUCGAGCAGGCCGAGGCGCUGGAGGCCGGAGUCAUGGAAGCCGCGCUCGCACUCCGCGACGAUCGACCGGGCCUCUCGUGGGGCGACGCCUUUGACGCUCUUCUCCUGCAGCAGCAAACCCGCAUCCGAAGCCUGCUCGCAGAGCUCGACCAGGUUGCUUCCGAGACCAAGGCUGUUGCAGCAACGGCAAGCACAUCGUCGACCUCGCUGGUCGAAGAAGCUGUAGCCGCUGCGGCCGAGGCCGAGGCCGAGUUGCGCCGCGAGCGCGAGCUCGUCAUCUCCGAAUUUGUAGCCACCGCUCGCGCCGCCGAGGUAGACGCUCCUCCGCAAGCGCCUCGACGCAAGCUGCAGACGAGUGGAACGUUGCCGGCUGCCCCGAGCGAGGGCAAGAAGCGCAAGCUCCGGCGUCCCAAGCCGACCAAGAUCACUCGGCACAAGCGACGGGUUGUGCCGCGCAACUCCAAGCCGCGACCCGAGCCGGAGCCACAAGAAGCGGCGCCAGCGGGCCCGCCGCCACAAGAGCCUUCUGCCGCUGAGGCUGAGGCGCUUGUUGCCGAGGUUGGACUGCUCCGCGAUCGGUUGCGGAGCCAGGAUAAUCAGCUCGCCCAGCUUCAAGACGUCCUUGACGACGUGGAGGAGCGAUACGCUUCCGAGCUGGCGGACGCCCGGUCCACGAUACGCGAGCUCGAGGGACUGGUGGCAUCCGGAGACGAGUCGGCCAAGCGGCAUGCCGACGGCGUGGACGAGCUGCUCCGUCUGCUCUCGUCAGCGCAGAGUAAGCGCGUCAGCGAUGUACUUCCGGACGCAAUCCGGAUCCUAGGUGGCGGCUACGCGCUCGCGUCGCCUGCCACCCCGGAUGCAAGCUGCGCCACAGGAGUGGAGGCAGCGACCCAGACUGCAGGGUUUGCCGCCAUCACCGAGGCGGAGCUCGACGCAAUGAUGGGCGAGCUGGAGCGAGUUCGUGAAGAGCAUGCCACAGCAGUGGCGAACGAGCAGACUGCGAGGAGCAAGACGCGCGAGGAGCUUGCAGCGCUUCAGGUCAAGCUUGACAAGGCUGUAGAGGGCGCCGCGGCACAGGCUGCGCGAGCCCAGCUCGAGAUGGAUGCACUGCGUUGUCGACAUGCCGAGGAGAUGGAAGCUGUCCAGGCCGCGGUUGCCGACCAGGUGGCGGCUGCAAUCGUUCAGACUGAGCUGCAGCAAGAGCGCGGCGAGGAGGCAGUGCUGCAUUUGGUUGAGAAACGGGUUUGUCGCCAAGCGUUUGCAACGUGGAAAGCCCGGACUGCCCAGUCUAUGCGGGAGGCAGCGUGCGCGUCGCAGGUUGAGCUUCGGGCUCGGCGGCGCGUGCUGACGUCCAGGUGGCGGACAUGGGACCAUGAGAUGGCACUGCGGCAGGCGGAGCGGUCAGUCGUUGUGAUGCGGACGCUGCGAGCGGGAAGCAAGUGUCUGGCGCACUGGCGGCAGCGGACGGCUGCACGAGUUGAGGCUCGUUUCGUCGCUGCUGACAUUGACUCGACCGAUGAUGUGCGCGCUGCAUUGGAGGCGACCCAGGUCGAGCUCAAACGCAUGCGUGUAGCGUUGGAGGAGGCCAAGGCGGAGGGCAAGGCUGAAGCUGAGCGCGUGCGCGUGGCUUUGGAAGUUGAGACAAGCCGCGUGCGCGCGGCGUUGGAGGAGGCGGAUGCGGAAGUCAGCCAAUUGCGUGCUGCGCUCGAAGCGGCGACGGCGGAGGCCGAGACGGCUCGGGCUGGACUGGCUGCGGCCGAGAUCAGUCUCGCUGAAACACUCAGUGUCAAGAGCGACGGCAAAGAUGCUGGCUCGGAGUUGGACGAAGCCGUGGUGCUGCGUAGUCAGCUUGAGAAGGCACUUGCAGCACACGCGCAAACCGAAGCGGAACUGGCGGUAGUGCGAGCAUCACUGGAGGAGGCCGAGACCGACGCGGCGUCUGUACGGGCAUCGCUCGCCGAUGCCGAAGCAGCGCGUAUCGAGGCCGAGUCACGCCUGGCUGUAGCCUCUGCGCGAGUCGACGAGAAGGCUGCACUGGUCGAGGCGCUUCAGAGUCAGUGUCGAGCCAGCAAGGAGCUGGCAGCGUCGGCUGAAGCUGACGCACAGAGUUGGCAAGCUGAGGCGGCGGUUCUUCGUGAGAGUGCGCACGAGGCAGCCCGGCUGGAGGCCGUUGUUGCCGAGCUGCAAUCAACGGUCGAACGGAUGGAGAGUGAGGCACGUGUGAUGAGCACUGAGCUGGAGCGUUCUCGUGGACUGGAGGCUGAGGUCGCGGAGCUGCAGUCUCAGGUUGUUGAGCUAGAGACUGGCGCGACAAAGCUGACGAGGUCACACGACGACGACGGCGCGCUCUCCGAGCUGCGUUCCCAGUUGGACGACCUUGUGUCCAGCAAUCGGGUGAUAGAGACGGCUGCAGAGGAGCAAGUGGCUGCGCUCGAGGCCAAAGUCGAAGAGCUCCGGGCCGAGCUGCAGCAGGCAGGCGCUGAUGUGGAUGGCAACCGCGCAGCAUUGGAUCAAGCCGAGGCCGAAGCCGUUGCGGGGCGUGCGACUAUCGAGAGGCUCCAAGUUCUCUUGGAAGUUCGAGAGGCGGAUGUGCAGCGUUUGCAGCGUGAGCUCGAGCAGGCCGGCUCCGAGUCGGACUCGCGGGUGGAGUCCCGACUGGCGGAUGUCGAGGUACUGCUCAGAGAGCGCCGAGAGGACGAAGCGCGCCUAGCAGCGCAGCUUGUGGCACGUGAGAACGAGCUGGCGGCUGCAUCGCGUACCUCGAACGCUGGGGAUGCCGCACAGCUUGCGGCAAGUGUGGCGCAGCUGGAGCGUGAGCUUCGGGACCGCGAGGUGCAGAUCCACAAGUUGGAGCUAGUGGCUGCAGUCCGUGAGUCUGAUCUUGCGCGGGCUCAAGAGCGGGUCGAAGAUUUGCCGCGCGUGGCCGAGCUCGAGCGAGUCGUUGGUCUGGAGCGAGGGCAUGUCAAGUCGCUCAAGGAGGAGCUGGCGACACGUGAGUCGGAUGUGCGGCGGCUGGAGAAGGAGUGCACCGAGAUGCAAACUCGGGCUGCUGUGGCGAAAGCUGUGUCAGGCUCGACAGAUAACCGGGCGUCUGAGGACCGCAUCGCCAAGCUGGAGCACGAACUUGUGGUGCGUGACGCAGACCUACGCACCCGCGAGGACGAGGUUGCUGCGCUACGGACCAAGGUUGCUGUGGCGGAGGCGAUAGCCGGGUUAGGCGAUGAUGCCAGUGACCGAAUUGCUCGUCUCGAGCACACCCUGGUUGUGCGUGACGCAGACUUGCGCGCGCGAGACGAAGAGCUCGCGGACCUCCGGCUGAUGCUUGCAGAAGCCGACGCACCGCCAUGUUUUGAUCGAAGCGUAGAGGUGGAUGAUCGUGUGGCCAAGCUUGAGCACGAGCUUGUUGUUCGCGAGGGAGACUUGCGUGCGCGCGAGGACGAGGUUGUGGGGCUCCGAUCGCAGCUGGCAGUUGCCGAGGCUGUGUCGGCGACGACCGACAAUGCGGCGUUUGAGUCGCGGAUUGCGAUGCUUGAGCAGCAGCUGGCAUCAUACCGGGGCGAUCUGCGUGCGCGCGAGGACGAGAUUGUGGUUCUGCGGGCCCAGGCCUCAUCCGAGGCGGCGCCGAGCAAGUCGACCGACGUGGCAGUGUACGAGUCGCGGAUUGCGAUGCUUGAGCAACAGAUCACGGCGCGCGAGGGAGACUUGCGUGCGCGCGAGGACGAGGUUGUGGGGCUGCGGUCGCAGCUGGCAGUUGCCGAGGCCGUGUCGGCGACGACCGACAAUGCGGCGUUUGAGUCGCGGAUUGCGAUGCUUGAGCAGCAGCUGGCAUCAUGCCGGGGCGAUCUGCGUGCGCGCGAGGACGAGGUUGUGGUUCUGCGGGCCCAGGCCUCAUCCGAGGCGGCGCCGAGCAAGUCGACCGACGUGGCAGUGUACGAGUCGCGGAUUGCGAUGCUUGAGCAACAGAUCACGGCGCGCGAGGGAGACUUGCGUGCGCGCGAGGACGAGGUUGUGGGGCUCCGAUCGCAGCUGGCAGUUGCCGAGGCUGUGUCGGCGACGACCGACAAUGCGGCGUUUGAGUCGCGGAUUGCGAUGCUUGAGCAGCAGCUGGCAUCAUGCCGGGGCGAUCUGCGUGCGCGCGAGGACGAGGUUGUGGUUCUGCGGGCCCAGGCCUCAUCCGAGGCGGCGCCGAGCAAGUCGACCGACGUGGCAGCCUCAUCCGAGGCGGCGCCGAGCAAGUCGACCGACGUGGCAGUGUACGAGUCGCGGAUUGCGAUGCUUGAGCAACAGAUCACGGCGCGCGAGGGAGACUUGCGUGCGCGCGAGGACGAGGUUGUGGGGCUGCGGUCGCAGCUGGCAGUUGCCGAGGCCGUGUCGGCGACGACCGACAAUGCGGCGUUUGAGUCGCGGAUUGCGAUGCUUGAGCAGCAGCUGGCAUCAUGCCGGGGCGAUCUGCGUGCGCGCGAGGACGAGGUUGUGGUUCUGCGGGCCCAGGCCUCAUCCGAGGCGGCGCCGAGCAAGUCGACCGACGUGGCAGUGUACGAGUCGCGGAUUGCGAUGCUUGAGCAACAGAUCACGGCGCGCGAGGGAGACUUGCGUGCGCGCGAGGACGAGGUUGUGGGGCUCCGAUCGCAGCUGGCAGUUGCCGAGGCUGUGUCGGCGACGACCGACAAUGCGGCGUUUGAGUCGCGGAUUGCGAUGCUUGAGCAGCAGCUGGCAUCAUGCCGGGGCGAUCUGCGUGGGCGCGAGGACGAGGUUGUGGGGCUGCGGGCCCAGGCCUCAUCCGAGGCGGCGCAGAACAAGUCGACCGACGUGGCAGUGUACGAGUCGCGGAUUGCGAUGCUUGAGCAGCAGCUGGCAUCAUGCCGGGUCGUGCUCAAGAAGCGGCUGGCUGAGCAGGAAGCUGAAGGCCGCGACCGCGAUGCCGAGCUGGCGUUGCUGCAUGAACAGCUAGAUGCUGAGGUAAGUGAGAGUUCCGUGCUCCGCGACCGUAUUGCUACCCUCGAGGCGGAGCUAGCCAAUCAGGAUGACGACAUUCUGGGGUUGCGCGCACAUGUGGUGCAUGGGGAUGGCGAACGCGAAGAAUCCACCGGUAUGGACGAGUUGGAGACGUGGAAGUCACGCGUGGCCGAGCUGGAGGUACUCCUCAGUGAGAAUGAUGCACCCGAAGCAAGCGCCCAGCACGUGUGCGCCUUUCAGGAGCGAGUGUCUGAGCUGGAAGCUGAGCUCGAGAUCCGCGAUGCUGACCUCGGCAAGUACAAGGCAGAUCUGGAGAUGACCAAUGUCCAGCUGGCAACAGCGCUGGACACGUCGGCCCUCAACGACCGCAUCACGGAGCUCGAAGCUGAUUUGGAUGCGCGUGAGACCGAGCUUCGGCGUCGUGAAGACGAAGUCGUCGAGCUCAUGGCCAAGAUCGCAGCAGCGGCGCUGGCCGAGUCAGCCCUAGAACGGGUGCCCAAGCUGGAGGCUAUGCUGGCAAUGCGAGAGGAAGACCUCGCUGCUGCUCGAAACGAGCAAAAGGAGCUCGUGACGGAACUGGAGAAACGCAGCAGUGCAUACGGUGUCGAACUGAAGCAGUUGAACGCUGAGAUCGAUGACUUGUCCGGUCUUCUUGCCGAGGCCGAGGCCGAAGCUGCAGCUGCAACAGACAUCUCACAGCAGUGCGCUGAAGAGAAUACGCGACUGAAGGCCGAGAUUGAGGAUCUUGCAUUUCAGUCAGCCUCAGGUCAGCAUGCGGCGUGUACGGCCGAGAUCGAACGUUUGCAUGCGCGCAUCAGUGUGCUCGAGGGCGAAGCCUCGAUCCGCAUGCACGAGGCUGCGGCGCUUGACACGGGUGCUGAUGUCAAGCAGAUUUUUGUCGGUGACAAGGCGACCCAGCUCGCGACUCAUGCAACUCUUGCCGACCCCCAACUGGCGGAGCUCAAGGCACAGCUUGCUGCGGCCGACGAUCGCGUGGCCGAGCUCGAGACCAAGCUUGCCGCUGCCUCUGCGCGCGUGGCCGAGCUUGAGACCAAGCUUGCCGCUGCCUCUGCGCGCGUGGCCGAGCUUGAGACCAAGCUCGCUGCGGCAGAUGCUGAAGCGACCAAGUCCGAAGCCGAGCGCAUGGCCGCUGCAACCGCACCUGCCGAUUCCCGAUCACCCGAGCUCGAGACCAAGCUUGCCGCUGCCUCUGCGCGCGUGGCCGAGCUUGAGACCAAGCUCGCUGCGGCAGAUGCUCAGGCGACCAAGUCCGAAGCCGAGUGCAUGGCCGCUGCAACCGCACCUGCCGAUUCCCGAUCACCCGAGCUCGAGACCAAGCUUGCCGCUGCCUCUGCGCGCGUGGCCGAGCUUGAGACCAAGCUCGCUGCGGCAGAUGCUCAGGCGACCAAGUCCGAAGCCGAGUGCAUGGCCGCUGCAACCGCACCUGCCGAUUCCCGAUCACCCGAGCUCGAGACCAAGCUUGCCGCUGCCUCUGCUCGCGUGACCGAGCUCGAAGCAGAGCUUGAAAUGCUUUCAGAUGCUGAAACUGGACGGCCGACCCACAGUUCACGUGACGCACACGCUGCCCUUGCGAUGGCGUCGUCGACGUCGGCGAGCCACCUCGACCGUAUUCUUGCGCUCAAGGAGAAGCUGGAUGCUAAGGACGCACUCAUCGCGGCUCUGCGUGCUGCGCUCACCCGCGAGGCUCGCACCAAGCCGCUGUGGGACCGCAUAUCUGCCCUUGAGUCGCAGUUGGCGACCCGUGAGUCGGAGCUUGCGGCGACUGCGGCUGACCUUGCGCGCGCACGACUGUGCAUGACUGCUGCACCGCAAGCUGCAGCGGCAUUGGCUACGGUCGACGACGACGAGGCUCUCAAGCCGCUCUGGGACCGGAUUGCUGCACUCGAGGCCCAGCUUGAUGCCUCGCGCGUCGAGCUAUCGCAGGCGGCUGCUGCACUGGCCCGCACGCCGUUGCCGGCACUGGCACCUGCAGUGCCGGCCCCUAUUCGCGACGAGACUGGCCCACUUUGGACCCGUAUUGCCGAUUUAGAGGCUCAGUUGGACGAAGCCCGGGCCGCCGAGCGGAGCAAAGAUGUUCAACUGGCCGAGUCCGAGGCUGCACUCGCUGCCGCCCGCGGAGAGGCGACCCGCGCCAAGGCUGCUGACGCGCUCGCUGCCGAUCUCCGCGGCCUGCGCUCCGUACUUCGGACGAAGGACGCCAUCAUUUCGCGGCUCCGUGACCAGCUUGCUGCUCAACCGUCGACAUCCGCGUCAGACGCCGCUGCUUCAGCUGCUGCCGAUGAGGUUGCCGCCCUUCACGCCGAGCUGGUCUCGGUUCGCGCGCGUGCCGAGCAGGAGCUCGUACUCGCGAGUCAGCAAGCUGCCCUCGACGUCGAGGCUGCCGCUCGCCAGGGAGCCCGCAUUGCCGCCGACAAGACUGCCGAAGUCGAUGUCCUCACCCGCCGAAUCUCUGUUCUCAACGCUCGCCUCAACGCGCCUAGUCUGGUUAUCCAGCCGCUGCGCGAAGCGCUUGCCCGCCGUAUUUACCUUUCCAAGCUCUUCCGCAAGUGGGCGGCGUCGGCGUCGGCAGCGGCUGCCGAUCGCAUCCGUGCCAAGGACAAGGCCUUCUUUGCCUGGCGUCUGGUGGUUGCAGGCAAGCGGCUGGCCGCGCUCCGCGAGGAUGCCGCCACCGCGCUUGCAGGCGCACGGACUCGCAACCUCGCCCUCGGCAUGUGGGUUCACUGGUGGGGGCGGACCCGGGACGCACUCGCGGAUUCGUCGCGCCCGCAGCGCCCCGCCCGCCCUUCGCGCUCUGUGCAGGCACUCAUGCUCGAGCGUGAUGCUGCCAAGGCCGAGCUCACUGCGCUGCGCGCCGAAAAGGCGUCGGUCCGUGCCCGUGCGCGCAAUCCCGCGCCGCCGCCGGUCGACGACCGCCUCGCCGCCGCUUUUGACAUUGCCGCCUCGUUGCGCAAGCUUCUCGCCGACAAGGACGCCGAGCUCGUCUAUACAAAGCGGUUGUUGGCCUCCGAGCGUGCUGAGAGCUCCAACGCUGCGGCCCAGCUGCAGAUCCGCGUCUCGGAGCUCGAGCUCGAGCUUCGCCACAUCCGUCAGCCACUUGCCCCGCUUGCACCCGAGCCGAACAUACCCGCCGCCGCGGCGCAAGCGACGCAGCCCCCGCAAGACGCACCCUCUACCAAGCCAGACGCUAGUGCCGAGGCCCUGCGGCAAUCCCUCGCCCGGCACGUUCUCGACCUUGAAGCCCAGGUGGCGUCGUUCUCCGACGCGGCAAGCCGAUCGCGGUAG
Messenger RNA from Thecamonas trahens ATCC 50062, 8880 nucleotides. RefSeq lists its product as uncharacterized. NCBI's taxonomy places the organism in Eukaryota, Apusomonadida, Apusomonadidae. The record is from RefSeq and is a predicted model, not a curated record. The coding region runs from base 1 to 8880 and encodes 2959 amino acids. The transcript is spliced from 6 exons.